AAAGUCCCAUAGUCAAUUGCAAAGUCGGAAAGGACUUGGAGAUGGAGCUUUGGACGCCGUCGAUGCUUAUUCUUGUUGUCCAAGGCAUCUAUUCAUCGCCGACCUAUUCUCCUCUAAAAGCCCUCCCAAAAUCCACAAACUAUAUAGUAUUUCACCGGCAUAAUCUUCGCGCCUUCGCGGUCUUAUCUCCUUCGCACAAAAUUAUCGAUUCCGACUCCAAAAUUGAAUCAAUAUAUUUUUAGUGAGCGAUCAGAAGUUCAGAACCAGCUUCAGCUGCAGAGAGAACAAGAUUCGAAAUUGAAUUCGUUCCUCAUCUGAAGUUCCAAUAUGACAACUCCUUUGGUUAUGGGAGCAGCAGUUGGAAGUGCUGCACUGGGAGCAAGGUACCUAAUAAGAGCAUGGCAAGCAUUCAAAGUAGCCCCUCGAGCUCGGAGGUUUUAUCCUGGUGGAUUUGAACCCGUAAUGACCAGGCGAGAAGCAGCAUUGAUUCUUGGAGUCAGAGAGAGAGCUGCUAUAGAGAAGAUCAAGGAGGCACACAGGAGAGUGAUGGUAGCAAACCACCCAGAUGCUGGUGGCAGCCAUUAUAUUGCAUCUAAAAUUAACGAAGCCAAAGAAGUCUUACUGGGGAAAACCAAGAGUCAUUCUGCAUUUUAAAUAAUUCAAUUUAAAGGUAAUUGUGACUCCAAAUUUUGUUGGUAGCUCAAUUCAGAUUUCAGAGUAUGUAUCUAGGUAAAAUUUAAGCAUUUUACUGUUGCAACAUUGAUUCUUUAAGAGGCAAAUACGGAGUAGCUAUUUGUAAGCUACAUCACAAUCUGUCUAGGAAAAUGCUAUUUAUAAUGGAAUUGCUAUCCUUUGUAUUUACAAGUGACUGUGUGAAUAUGAUGUUCAUUUUCUUUUUUA
Molecule: messenger RNA, 900 nt
Organism: Ipomoea triloba (trilobed morning glory)
Lineage: Eukaryota; Viridiplantae; Streptophyta; Magnoliopsida; Solanales; Convolvulaceae
Product: mitochondrial import inner membrane translocase subunit TIM14-1-like
Exons: 4
Coding region: 328-654 (108 amino acids)
Biological process (GO): protein import into mitochondrial matrix
Cellular component (GO): PAM complex, Tim23 associated import motor
Molecular function (GO): ATPase activator activity
Source: RefSeq, a predicted model, not a curated record